This is a messenger RNA of Durio zibethinus, 1664 nucleotides long. Its product is annotated as cytochrome b561 and DOMON domain-containing protein At3g61750-like. Lineage: Eukaryota; Viridiplantae; Streptophyta; Magnoliopsida; Malvales; Malvaceae. The record is from RefSeq and is a predicted model, not a curated record.
UUGGCUUAUUUUGGAAGGCAAAAACGUCUUCCUCUCCAAUAUUCUAAUUCAGUUCAGCCAAUUCUUGUUGCUAAAUGACAGCUACCCAAAACAUAUAAAAGGCUUUAACAGAUAUUAAACGUUCAUAAAACACAGAGAGAUAGAGACAAAAGAAAUACGAUUUGUUGAUGAGUUUGCUGGCGAGAAUGAUGAUUACCCACCAUCCCCACCAUCGCCAACAACAACAUAAUUCAGUCUUGAGACCAAAGAAACUGAAACAUCUUAACCUCCUUGGCUCACUUCACCUUCACACUUUCUCUUCUUGUUCUUGACUUUCCUUUCCUUGCAACUGCUUGUCAGUUGAUGCCCUUGUAUCUCAAUGGCAACUUCAAGAUUCAGGGUUUUGUUUUCCAGGAUUCUUGUUGGGUUAUACCUUCUUUAUAUUUUCCUAGAACCUAAGGAUUUCGCCACUGCAGGGUUUAAUGAGAUCCUGGUCGACCCUGAUAAAACUGAUCCAGAUAAUGAUGCUAAGUUUGAAGUCCUCAUCCAUGAUACCAAUGAUCCUUUAACCAAUGCCACUAUUAGUACUGCUGGUAAUGGUGACGGUAGAAGACAUGAGCUUUGCGGUACUGAUCUAAGUUUUCUUGAUCCACCAUAUGGCAACAUAUCCACUUCCAAUAUGGUCUGUUCUCCUAUAUGGAAUACCUUUGUUUUGAGGUAUUAUGAGAGAGCAGAUAAAGUCAUGACAAUCAUACUAUCGGCAGUCUACACAACUGGAUGGGUAGGGAUUGGUUUUUCGAGGAAUGGAAUGAUGGUUGGAUCCAGUGCCAUGGUGGGAUGGUUUAAUAGAAAAGGUCACGCAAGAAUUAAGCAAUACUACUUGCAGGGUGCCCAUGUAUCACAAGUCAUCCCUGACAAGGGUGAAUUGCCCCUUAACAAUAUUCCACCGGUUGUGGCCCUUCAUGGGGCCAUGAUUUACUUGGCAUUUGAAGCGAAGUUCGAACGUCCUCUUGGUCGGCAACCUAUUAUAUUGGCUUUUGGAAGCAGAUAUCCUACCCAUUUGCGCCUAACUAAACACGACGACAAGACGGCCGUUUUAUUUGACUUCUCUCAAGCGUCCGUUUUAAACAUAGACAUGAGCCAGAAAAAGAAUCAUGGGAUAUUGGGUAUCAUAGGAUGGGGUUUAAUCCUCCCUGCGGGGGCAAUCGUUGCGAGAUACUUAAAGCACGAAGAUCCACUAUGGUAUUAUCUUCAUGCUGGGAUUCAAUUUCUAGGAUUCAUCAUAGGACUCGCUGCUGUUGUCCUUGGAAUACAACUUUACAGAAGCAUGAAUGCCGAUAUUCCAGCGCAUAGAGGCAUAGGAAUCUUUGUGCUUGUGCUUAGCAUUCUUCAGAUAAUGGCAUUUUUUCUACGGCCCAAUAAAGAUUCCAAGUACAGACGAUAUUGGAACUGGUACCACCAUUGGUUUGGAAGGAUCGCCCUAUUUUUUGGAUCUUUGAAUGUAAUAUUGGGAAUUCAAGCUGCAGGUGCAGGGGAUGAAUGGAAGAUUGGCUACGGAUUUCUUCUAGCUAUAACUCUAGUUGCGGUUAUUGUUUUAGAAGCAUUAUCGUGUCUGCGAAGAAGAGACGAGUCUAGUCUGCCGCCAACCUUCCAAAUGAAUCCAAUUUAGUAGCUCAUGUUCAAAU